This is a messenger RNA of Piliocolobus tephrosceles (Ugandan red Colobus), 991 nucleotides long. RefSeq names its product sialic acid-binding Ig-like lectin 8. Gene Ontology annotation, biological process: cell adhesion. The transcript is spliced from 3 exons. The coding region runs from base 62 to 991 and encodes 309 amino acids. The record is from RefSeq and is a predicted model, not a curated record. Gene Ontology annotation, molecular function: sialic acid binding. Gene Ontology annotation, cellular component: plasma membrane. Lineage: Eukaryota; Metazoa; Chordata; Mammalia; Primates; Cercopithecidae.
GCUGGAGCUCGAUGUUACAAGCCUAAAUGCUGGGCUCUCCACAGGGUCCCUAGAGGACCACAUGGGGUAUGAGCUGCAGAUUCCAGAGCUGGUGACAGUGCAGGAGGGCCUGUGUGUCCUGGUGCCCUGCUCCUUCUCCUACCCCAGUGAUGGAUGGAGUCACCUAGACCCACUCUACGUCUUCUGGUUCCAGAAAGGGGACAAUGAACACUGGGAUCCUCCCGUGGCCACAAACAAACCCGGCCAGAAGCUGCAAGAGAGAAGCCAGGACCAUUUCCAUUUCCUCGGGGACCCCCAGACCAACAACUGUUCCCUGAGCAUCAGAGACAGCAGGAGGAAAGAUGGUAGAGUGUAUUUCUUUUGGUUGAAGAGGGGUCCUGUCGUGAAAUCCAGCUUCAAGCAAAAGACACUGUCUUUGAAUGUGACAGGUAGGGGUGCCUGUGUCCAGGAGCCUAGGGCUCAGAUGGGGGAGCCAUCCCUGGGGCCAGGACAGAGGCCACUUCUGAGGUUACACCCUGAAAGUUUCCUCUCUGUGUCCAGGUCUCUGCCUCUCUCCCUCCCAGCCCUCACCCAGACACCUGACAUCCAAGUCCCAGCAACUCUGGAAUCCGGCCAUCCUGUGAACCUGACCUGCUACAUGUCAGCAGCCUGUAAAAGCAGGAAGCCUCUCACCUUUUCCUGGAUAUGGGCAACUGUCAUUUCCUUGGGCCCUGGGACACCUCAAUUCUCAGAGAUCACCAUCAUCCCACAUCCCUGGAGCCACAGCUCCAAUAUUACCUGCCAAGUGACUUUCCCAAGGUUUAAUGUGACCGCAGAGAUGACCAUCCAACUCAAAGUCUCCUAUGCUCCACAGAACCUGACCAUGUGUCUUCCAUGGCAACAACACAGGGACACAGCCCUGCUUCAGAACCAGGGACAGCGCCACCUCCGCUGCCUGGGGCUCCCCAGGACCAAAAUGUGUCUGGAUGUGCAGCGAGAGCCGCCUGCCUAA